Messenger RNA from Sorghum bicolor (sorghum), 3175 nucleotides. RefSeq lists its product as uncharacterized. Lineage: Eukaryota; Viridiplantae; Streptophyta; Magnoliopsida; Poales; Poaceae. Gene Ontology annotation, molecular function: protein binding. The transcript has 10 exons. Bases 283 to 2769 code for a protein of 828 amino acids. The record is from RefSeq and is a predicted model, not a curated record.
AGGCAGGGAGGGUUUUGGAAUUUGGCCGCCGUUUGCGUUGCGCUUGCGUUGCGUGGGUAGGGGAAGGAGUAGCAGGCGGCCAGGCGCAGAGCCGCAAAAGCAGACGCGGAAGCAGCUCAGGGCCCAAGCGAGCCGAAGCGGGGAGGCGACGCCGCUGCACUACCGCUCGCCUGGUCAAGCGAUUUGCCGCCUCGCGGGAGCCAGUUUUGGCGUCGGCGUCGGCGGCGGCGGCGGCGGCGUUGGCGGGGAGUUCCCGGAGAGGGGUUCCGGUGACCGGCGAGGAUGAGCGGCGGCGGCGGCGGCGGCGGCGGUGGGGGAGCCAGGGGACCGUCGGGGCCCGUGCCGGCGUCCGCGAGGAAGCUCGUGCAGGGGCUCAAGGAGAUCGUCAACCGUCCCGACGCGGAGAUCUACGCGGCGCUGCGGGAGUGCGACAUGGACCCCGACGAGGCGGUCAGCCGCCUCCUCUCCCAAGAUACUUUUCAAGAGGUAAAGAGCAAGCGUGAUAAGAAAAAGGAGGUCAGUCGAGUUAAAGAAACCCCAGAGCCAAGAUCUCGAGGGGCAAGUAACUCGAGUCGAUCCAGUAGAGGUGGCGGGGACCGUGCUGGACGCAGUUCAGUUCAAUCUGGAUCCAGUGGUACUGAUUAUAUGGCUUCAAGGUCAUCAAUAUUGGGGCCUGCUGUGCCAGCUACGAAUGCCAUGCAGAAGCCAGCAGUUCCUAGUUCGUCCACAAACAAAGAUGUGGUUCCUAAUGGAUCAGUUGGAGCACCACAAUCAUCAUCUGGUUUUCAGCACAAUUGGUUUGGGGUGCCAGGUCAGAUGUCAAUGGCUGAUAUAGUGAAAAUGGGAAGACCUCAAGUGAGGUCUUCUGGCAAGCCUAUGGCUGCAGCAAAACAAUCUACAAGCACAGCCCUACCAACUACUUUUGAUCAGGGCUUUCCUGCUCUCCCAGACCCUAUUCCACAUACUGUGAAUUCUAGUCAUGGUUCUGCUGGGAACAACCAUACACAUGAGAAUGAUUGGUUUCCUCGGGAUGAGCCGCCAUCUGGAGCUCAGUCCACAGGCAUUGAGGCAUCUGGUGACCAGUCGCUAUCGGUGGCAUCACUGGACCAAUCUAUGUUGGUUGCUGAUGCUGCUUACUCACAAGAAAAUUCUCAUGCAGAAGAGAACAACUCCAUUGCAGUUAAAGCAACACUGUCUUCUGAAAGACACUUGGAAAUUGUGGAGGAGGACAAUCAUUUCAACGAUGGGUUGCAGAACUCAAGUGCUUACCAGGCUCAAUUGCAUUCCUAUGUUGAUAAUGAAGUUGAGAUUUCCAAUGUUGAUGCAGAAUCAGCUGCAGCAAACUUUCAGCAUUUAAGCCUACAAAAUGAAGAUACAGUGGCAACCAAGUCUGCUGAAGAUAACCCUGCGGUUAUACUCCCUGAUCACCUACAAGCUGCAAAUGCAGACUGUGCUCAUUUGAGCUUUGGUAGUUUUGAAUCUGGUGCCUUCUCUGGCUUGCUUUCGUCAAAGGUCCCAAAAGGCAGUUUGGAGGACAAUGAGGUGCAUAUUCCAGAUGAAUCCCCAUCAGUUAAUCGAAUAGAUGUCAGGAAUCAAGAUUACUAUGACAACGAUGCUCUAAAUUCUUCAGCAAAUGAGGAUGUUGAGACAAGAAUUGGUACUAACAUGGAUAACAUUGAUGGACCUUCAGUUUCAGAGUCUGAUGUACUGAGGCAGGGGGCCAUAGAUGUGCCUGGUCUUCAAUAUGAGCUGCCAUCAGUUUCAAGUCAUGCAUAUUCAAACACAACACAGCCAAUUACAAUGGAAGACCCACAAGGAAACACACAAGCACAACCCCUUUCCCAUUUUUCUGGCUUACUGCAAGCAAAUACUCUACCCAAUAACUUGUUGGGGUCAAAUCAUACCCCUCUUCGGGAGUUUGACUUCUCGCAGUUGCUUCAGACACAGUCAGCUCCAAAGUAUAACCCAUCUGUUGCACCUAAUAAUCUGCCAGCAAUCUCCAUGCAAGAGACUUUAAAACCAGGAGGCUUCCCCAACACUCAGUCUACACAACAUGUUCCCAGUACAAGCAUUCCGUCGGGUCUUCCUCUCCCACAACAAUUGCCUGUAUACUCUCAGCCAACUCUGCCUCUUGGGCCUUUUACCAGCCUGGUUGGCUAUCCAUAUUUGCCUCAGAACUAUUACCUACCUUCAGCAGCCUUCCAGCAAGCGUACUCAAGUAAUGGGCCUUUCCAUCAAUCUGCUGCUCCUGCUGUGCCUGGAGCUGGUAUGAAGUAUUCGAUGCCACAAUACAAGAGCAGCCCUCCUGCUUCAAGCUUACCACAGCCAUCAUCGCUCUCUGGUUAUGGAGGGUUCGGAAAUGCAAAUAAUAUUCCUGGAAAUUUCAGCCUAAAUCAGGGUGCUCCCUCUGCGCCCACAACUUUGGGAUUUGAUGAAGCUUUAGGCACACAAUUCAAAGACCCCAACCAUUAUGCAGCUCUACAGCAGAGUGAUAAUUCGGCAAUGUGGCUUCAUGGAGGCGCUGGUUCAAGAACAGUUUCUGCAGUUCCGCCUGGUAACUUCUAUGGUUUCCAGGGCCAGAGCCAGCAGGGUGGCUUCCGCCAGACACAUCAGCCCUCUCAAUACGGUGGUCUUGGGUACCCAAGCUUCUACCAGUCGCAGGCCAGUCUGCCACAGGAGCACCCCCAGAACCCCACCGAGGGAAGCUUGAACAAUCCGCAGGGGGUACCAUCCCAGCCAUCGCACCAGCUCUGGCAGCACAGCUACUAAACCUUCUGUGCUCUCUUGAGAGAUGCCUCUCUACACUGCCAGGUUACCUGCAAAGCCUUGGCAUGCUGCGCCGUGAAGCGAGCAGACUAGCUGAGCUGCCGUCUUGAGCGCUGCUGAGCAGAGGAGGAUCCAUCCAACAGCGAUGAAGUGUGUUGUUUUUCUUUUCCUUUUUUUUCCCUUCCAGCUGUGUGUUCUGGAUCAAAAUUAGGCUGUCGUGGUUUUUACUUGAUAGUGAGUGGUGUUGCAGAGGUGCUAUCUUGUAACGGUAAAGUCCUAACUCAUCUAACAGAUCUGCUUCUCAUACCCCUGUAAUGUGCCAUUUUGUUCUUGAUGCCUACAAGCUUCUACGUGUUCCAGCUACACUUGAUAUGCAUGCAUGUUUAUGAAGCUGCAGUCCUGGUUUGCA